AUGACCUCCACCCAGCGAGUGGAGAGCGCCAACCACAUGCUGAAGGUGUACGUGCCAAAGCACUCAUCAAUGAACAAGUUUGUGUCACAGUAUGACAAGCUCCGUAAGGACAGGAACGAGGCAGAAGAUUCAGAAGAGCACAUGAACAAUCAGGCUACCGGAUGCGCUAGGGGAGGGUGGCCUAUCGAGAGGCAUGCAUCAAAGAUUUACACAAUGGUUGUUAUGAGGCAUUUCAAGGAUGAGCUUGUGAAAGGCCAGUCGUUCAUUCCGAAAGAGCUUGAGGCCGGCAAACUCUAUGAUCUUCAGCACGCGUAUGCGGAGCAUAAGCCCUCCUGGUCUCGCUCGUCAUUUAUUGUCAGGAUUGAGGACGAUGAACAUUACCAUUGCGAGUGUGGAUUGUAUCCCCACGCGGGUAUGCUCUGUGGCCAUGUCAUUUGGCUCAUGAUACAUCUUGGUGUGAGGAGGGUCCCUGACUGCCACAUCAUGAAGAGGUGGACAAAGAAUGGAAGGGACCUGCCGGAUGUGCUUUUCGAUGGCGGCAGUGGUGACCUGCGGCCUGCCCUUCCGAGAUCUUUAAUGCAGAAUCUGAUGCGGGUUAUUGUCUUAGAGCUGUUGAAGAUGGGAAACAAAAGUGACGAGGCGUCCCGUAUUGUCAUGAAACACGUGGCGGCUGCAAAAUGUGAAUUGAGGAAUACCGAGAUGGAGACACCACCCGUGUACUACUCGAGUGAGUGCGAAGAUGGCGUGAAAUCGAGAAGACCUAUGUCACGGCCACUCGACCCGGUGAAAGGACUGGCUGAGCAUGGACCAUUCACGGACGAUGGGGUUGCGAUCAGGGAGCCGCUGGUCAACAGGUGUCGAGGUCGGCCCAAGGGAAAUAGGUACAAGUCUUGCCUCGACAGUGCACCAAGGAAGACCUGCGCCAAUGUUGCUGCAGCUGACCGGCCGGAAGGGCUAUCGAAGCAAACAGUUUUCUGCAGGAAGUGCAGGAAGCCGGGGCACAAUGCAGCGACCUGUCGAGGUGAUGCACGGGAAUCUCAGCAGCCAGAAGGUGGCCCCGUUAAGAAAGCACGGCGGCAAAACAGAUGCGGCAGGUGCAAAGGGCUGGGGCAUAAUGCAGCCACCUGUGCUGUGAGAGUGAAGUGUUUCUGGCAGGUGGAAAACCAAAUGUAA
Brachypodium distachyon (stiff brome) is the source of this 1173-nucleotide messenger RNA. Its product is annotated as protein FAR-RED ELONGATED HYPOCOTYL 3-like. The record is from RefSeq and is a predicted model, not a curated record. NCBI's taxonomy places the organism in Eukaryota, Viridiplantae, Streptophyta, Magnoliopsida, Poales, Poaceae. The transcript is spliced from 3 exons. Bases 1 to 1173 code for a protein of 390 amino acids. Gene Ontology annotation, molecular function: nucleic acid binding; zinc ion binding.